Messenger RNA from Eublepharis macularius, 2266 nucleotides. It is a transcript of the gene BTLA, whose product is annotated as B and T lymphocyte associated. The transcript has 6 exons. Gene Ontology annotation, cellular component: plasma membrane. The record is from RefSeq and is a predicted model, not a curated record. Bases 654 to 1571 code for a protein of 305 amino acids. NCBI's taxonomy places the organism in Eukaryota, Metazoa, Chordata, Lepidosauria, Squamata, Eublepharidae. Gene Ontology annotation, biological process: immune response-regulating cell surface receptor signaling pathway. Gene Ontology annotation, molecular function: signaling receptor activity.
GUUUCUGCUAUUUUGUGAAGAAGUAAAAAAUUGAUGUCAUAAUGUAUUUCUUCUCUUACUAUAAUGGUCAUUUGCACUUAAGCUCUUAAGAUGUGUAAAAUGCACUUGAGAAACAAGCACGUUGAAUUAUUUUAUUUAUUUAUAGUCCGGCAUUUCUUGCUGAGACUCAAGGCAGAAACGGUAUAAGAAGAAGAAUAUGCCAUUGUGUUGCAACAGACUCAUAACAAUCCGAUCCAUGGGCCAUUCUAGGCAAGAAACAAACAGAGAUGGAUUUCCCUUGCCUUCCUCUGCAUAACAACUCCAGUUUUCCUUGCAAUUCCUCUUGCUGGGUGGAAGAAGAACAAGAAGCAAACACAGAAAUGAGUUUACUGCAGUUCAGUUUGGAUCACAAGAGGUUUCGAAUGUGAACAGCAAACAGGUGACAGCAGUCAUACCACUACAGGAAAGAUCUCUCUGAUCUGCAACUGAUUUGUGUCAUAGUUCCUUUCCACCCCUCCCUCUGUCUCCUCUUCAGACUCUUGAGAGAACUGAAACCCCUCUGACAGAUUUCAUGAGCUCUCACAGCCACAUUUAAGAGGCUGCCUAAAUGGUCCUCAUUCCAUUACAACAGAAUCUUUUCCCUCUUCAACAUGAAAUGAAGACCUAACCAGGCCAUGUACUUCAGGAGUUUUGAACUGCUCUUUCUUUUUGUGAUGCUGACGCUAAGCAAGCAACAAGCUUACGGAUCAGAGGCUAAUAACUGCACUGCUGCUAUUAAUGUUGAGAGAAAUACAGAAUACCACAUAAAGCCCGGGUGUUCAGCCAUCAUAAAGUGCCCAGUGACAUAUUGCCAAAAGAAGCCUGAAAUGAGGUGGUUCAAAAAGAAGAAUCAUACUAACUUGAAUUUGAAUGAUGGACAAAGGCACACAUUUGAAUGGAUUAAUGAAACCAUUUUUGUUUUGAAUUUUUUCUCCGCUCAGAAGAAUGACAGUGGAUUGUAUUAUUGUGAGAGUAGUUCAGGAAACCAGACUGACAAGGGUCAUUAUAUAAAUAUCAUUGUUCAAGAAUAUGAUACAAAUACUACAGAUGAUCAUGGAGCAUCUGAAAAGGACAAGACAUGGAUUAUUUAUCUCUUCUCAUCGCUGGGUGUACUGAUCGUCAUCACCGUUAGCUGCUUGGGCCCAUUGUAUUUCAUAUGGAGGCACCCAGUUAAAAACAAGAAGAUUUCAUCCAUCCCACAACAUGAAAUGAAUGUGUUUAAUAGCUAUUCAGGUGUAACAUACUCCAAUGUCAAUACUAUUCGUGCCCCAGUUGAAGGAUCCAUGCUUCAUCAUGGUGCUGCUACACCUGGCUUGUUCAAGUACAAACAUGGCAGCAGUAUCUGUGAUGAUCAAGCCAGCUGCUGGGGAGCAAUCAGAGCAACAUCAAAUCCUGCAUGUCAUCCAGCUGUCACCACUAACCACCACCUCCCAUAUGAAGAUCAGGAUCUGCUUGUUUAUGCAGCUCUGAAUCAUGGAGAACAUUCUCAAAGACAUGAACCCACAGUAGAAAUUGAACUUACAGAAUAUGCCACCAUUGGGCAGAAGAAUUAAAUCUGGCCAAUAUUUCUGUUCUCAUUUAGAAGUCUCAGCCAAUGUGUUCCACUGUGGCUCAACAAACUUUCUCAGAAAGACAUCCUUAUUUAGUGAAUGCAUGCCGGCUAAUCAGUUUCCACCGGUAAUGUCCCUUUGUUGAAAUACAAUAUUUAUUCUUCUGUUAUACUGUCAUUCCAAUGAUUCUCGUUGAUUGAAUUUUAGCUCUUCUAUUUUUGUAAGUUUCUGUGCAUGAUCAGUUUGUACCAAACUUUGAAAUCAAACCACAGCACUGUUGAUUACUUAAGUAUUCUACUGUUACAUUGCUGAAUGGUUGGAAGGCACAUAAUGUAACAACCUUGGGGAAGUUAAGCAGGGUUUAAUCUGCUCAGUAGUUUCCUACAUCUGCCAACUUGAGUUCCAAGGAAGAUGUGAUGCAAAUGAAAUAAAUAAUAUAAUAAAUUCUUUUUUGUAAAGAAGAUAUGCAUUCUAAAAUGCAUUGUCUGUGACCACUUCAUCAACAGAAUGAGAUGACAUUAGCUUACAAACAUUCACAAUCAAAAUAGUUCGAAGAAGUAUCAUUCUGAGAAACUGCAACCUAUCUUUUUAAUUUACAGUUCCUGUUCACUAUGAACCCAUGGGAGAUUUUCAGUGAAUGAAUGUAUUUUUGUGUUGUUGUCAGCUGAAAAGCAAAUAAACUACUCUUUGAUAAUUUA